Messenger RNA from Blastomyces gilchristii SLH14081, 2951 nucleotides. Its product is annotated as nuclear matrix protein. Bases 110 to 2080 code for a protein of 656 amino acids. Lineage: Eukaryota; Fungi; Ascomycota; Eurotiomycetes; Onygenales; Ajellomycetaceae. The record is from RefSeq and is a predicted model, not a curated record. Gene Ontology annotation, biological process: regulation of DNA-templated transcription elongation; mRNA export from nucleus. The transcript has 7 exons. Gene Ontology annotation, cellular component: THO complex part of transcription export complex.
GGAACAACGUCAAGCCGCCAAAUAGCUUCAAGAAAGAGAUUUAUACCAACCUCUUUCAGAUACACGGCAAAUCACAAGGUAAUUUAAUUGCCGCCCUCGUUCUAUCCAAAUGAUCAUGCCAGUAGAAGAUAUCGUGGCGGUGAAGGUCUACCAGCAAUUAGUCCAGGACCUUCUGGAUAAGGCGGCGGAGAUCAAGAAAGACUGCAGCAUUGAACCUCCGUUGACUGAUGCCGAUCUGGGCGAUGCGAUACGCCGAAUACAACAAGACCAAGAUAGUGGACUGAAGGAGCAAAGUCAACAGGCUCAGUUCGCAGUGGUUGAAACUGCCUUUCGGAAAAAGUUCUAUGAUCUUCUUGCCACCACCUCGAUCGAUGAACCUUCGUUUAUUCAUAUAUGGAACCUUCUAGAUAUUGUAUCGAUAUUUUCGGAUAACGAACAAUGUGAACCCGGGCUGCUAUUCUGGCUCAUUGAGGAGCUGCUGGACAGUCAAACCAUCGACGGCUGUCGGAAGGUCUUUGAUUAUCUGGAGUCGAGGAGGGAACGAAAUACUGCUAAACAUUUCAAGCAGAAGAGCUUGAUUAUCCUACGAUCGUGCAAUGAACUCCUGCGCCGGCUUUCGCGCACCGAAGAUACGGUAUUUUGCGGGAGGGUUUUCAUAUUUCUCUUUCAGAGCUUCCCACUAGGAGACCGUAGCUCUGUCAAUUUGAGAGGCGAAUUUCAUACGGAGAAUGUGACCACUUUUGAUAAGCUUCCCAAAGCUCAAGACGGUGGCGUGACUCCGAUGGAUGUGGAUGCUUCUGCGAAAGAAGUCGCUGGCGAUGCGAAAACCGAAUCGGCGCAGGCCAGUGAGCAAGAAUCCAACCGACAGGCAGCUCAUCCAGCAGCUGAUGUAGGCCUGCAAAGUUCGCAACCGGCCACAAAGAAACCCCAGGAGCCAGAACCUAGCUCAACCCCGUCUAUGGAUGAGCUAUACCCCAUUUUUUGGAGUUUGCAAAACAACUUCUCUUCGCCAACCUCUCUUUUCGAUCCGGCCAAUUUUGCGGCCUUCAAAACCGGUCUAGAGGCAUCCCUUUCCAUCUUCCAGAAGGUAAACACCGAUAUGGAGGCGCGGAUGACGAAAGGAUCGGAAGAUGCGCGUCGUGGCCUUAAGCGGAGGCGUGUAGGUGACGGCAUGGAAAUGACGAACAGCUUCAACCCGAAGUACCUGACGAGUAGAGAUUUAUUUGAAUUAGAGGUGAAUGAUGUCGCGUUCCGGAGACACAUCCUCGUGCAAUCGUUAAUUCUUCUUGAUUUUGUCCUCUCGCUCACGCCCAAAGCUAAGGCUAAGCUGGCGGACUCAACAAACAAAUCAGUGCUCUACAGUUACGUUCUUAAUGACGAAGAUGCAAAAUGGGCGUCACAAAUGAAAACCUCCAUUGCCAGCUAUUUGCAACAAGGUUCAGAGGGGAAAUUUUAUUACAGAAUGGUGGACACUGUUCUCACUAGAGACAAAAAUUGGGUUCGAUGGAAGGCAGAAGCAUGUCCUCCGAUCGAGCGUACCCCAGUGUCAAUCCAAGAUUAUUUAGAUACGCAAGCUACUGCGACUAAGGUAUCGACGAGCAAACGACUUCGAUCCGCCCCGUUAGGAUCCCUGGAUCUCAAUUUCCUCACGGAGGAUAAGAAUAUCAAUAGCGUGGGCCGGCUUAAGCACCCCGACAGAUUCACUACCCCAGCAUUAGAUUCUUACAUGCGCGGGAUUGCCGACGAUGAGUUUAAUAUUGACAUGGCCCAGUCGCGCGAAGAGAAGGACGAGGCGACCAAAGCAAGAGCAAGCAAGACCUGGAGAACCCUACGUCUUUCCUCUCGCAGUAAACUAGCACUGUUCGACAAAAUCGAGGACGGAAAUAACCUCAAGGUUCUUUUUGAGCCGCCUCCUGCGUCUGAGGAUGCGUCAAGCGCAUCAAACAAACAAAAAGCUGCAGUGGAAAAUGGCGUUAAUCGUCAAGAUGGACCUUCCAAAAGGGGCGAUGUAAAAGGGGAGAAGGCAAAGGAAAACCAGCCACCGGUUUCAUCCGAUGGAGCAGCUCCGCAGCAGGGCUAAGAGUUUGUAUGGGAGGUAGAUGGGUUAUUGGAGUAUACCUCGUGACUACAAAAUUGAGCUCGAUGCGGGAAACGGAACGGACUGCCCAUAAUAACUGGCCUCCGUGGGAGCACAGGACGACAACCCAUGCUCGGUAUUUGUCUUACCCCGCGAACGCUUCUUUUCGUUAGUUUGCAAACGAGUUCGCCAGACCCUCACAGCCCAGGGUCAACGCUACCUUCUCGAAAACGAUUAGCUCCGCCCUUCUCUUCCUUAACAUGUCAUGUCGAAAGGGCACACUGAUCCCUUGCUGUAUCCGAGGAGAGUGGUGAAGCUCAACAUCCAAGCGGAGACAGAGGGGUAUGCGAGCUGCACAGGCGGGUGGUAUAUAAGGCAACUGACCGAUGCAGCUCCACAGCAUGGCUCCCAAUUAACAUCCUUCGCCGUUAAAGUGCAGCUCUACGGUCUACUCCCGCGUCGAGCCUCGAAGAAUGGGCAACAGGUGCAUGCUGGUACGCCAUGUUAUGCCAUUGUUAAUUUACGAUCCGUGGAAAUAAACUGGUUUUGAGGAGGGGCCGGGGAGUAGGAAGGAAUAAGCAGAUUAGAUCUAAAAACGAAAGAAGUCCCAAUGUUGCUUGCGAUGCUCGGGAAUGUUUUGCUGGAUGAUAUGACAUGAAUGGUAUAAAGAAUCACUUGCCUAUAUAAUGAUCAAUGUCAGUAAGAACGAUACAUCUACAUCUCACAAGGCAUAACAUAAAUCCGGUGGAGGAGUUGUUACCACCCACCCAGUACAGUUAACCGCCUCCCGUUUAAAAAAAAAAAAAUUAAAAAAAUUAAAAAUUAAAAAUUAAACAACUCGCCAUCCACAAUUCCAAUAAUAGUUAGAUCUACA